Messenger RNA from Anolis sagrei ordinatus, 4638 nucleotides. It is a transcript of the gene WASF3, whose product is annotated as WASP family member 3. NCBI's taxonomy places the organism in Eukaryota, Metazoa, Chordata, Lepidosauria, Squamata, Anolidae. Gene Ontology annotation, cellular component: cytoskeleton. The record is from RefSeq and is a predicted model, not a curated record. Gene Ontology annotation, biological process: actin cytoskeleton organization; positive regulation of Arp2/3 complex-mediated actin nucleation. Gene Ontology annotation, molecular function: protein kinase A regulatory subunit binding; actin binding; Arp2/3 complex binding.
GAGGGGCGGGGUCGGGGCGGCUGAGGAGGAUUGUGCGAUCCUGAGCACCGACGGUUGAGAGUUAAGCUCGCGCGCCUCGGCAGGUGGAAUGUGGAACGGGUUUAAGAUCAUCUGGGGAGACCCUGCUCUCACUCCCACCAGGAUCGCAAAUACGUCUGGCGGAGAUGAGAGACAGGACCUUCUUGGCUGUAGCUCCCCGCCUAUGGAUCUUGCUUCCCAACGAGGAGAUUGAAUCAUGCCUUUAGUCAAACGGAAUAUUGAACCUCGGCAUCUUUGCCGAGGAGCUCUUCCUGAAGGAAUUACUAGUGAAUUAGAAUGUGUAACCAAUGGUACUCUUGCUGCUAUUAUACGCCAACUAAGCAGCCUAAGCAAGCAUGCUGAAGACAUAUUUGGAGAGCUCUUUAAUGAGGCCAACAACUUUUACAUCAGAGCAAAUUCUCUUCAAGACAGAAUUGAUCGACUUGCUGUCAAAGUUACCCAGCUGGAUUCAACAGUGGAAGAAGUUUCAUUACAGGAUAUCAACAUGAAAAAAGCAUUCAAAAGUUCUACAAUACAGGAUCAGCAGGUGGUUUCGAAGAACAGCAUUCCCAAUCCGAUCGCUGAUAUUUAUAAUCGGAGUGACAAACCCCCUCCUCUGAAUAUUCUUACUUCAUAUAGAGAUGAUAAAAAAGAUGGCCUGAAGUUCUACACUGACCCUUCCUAUUUCUUUGACCUCUGGAAAGAAAAAAUGUUGCAAGAUACAGAAGAUAAAAGGAAAGAGAAGAGACGACAAAAGGAACAAAAGCGUAUAGAUGGCACAACCCGUGAGGUGAAAAAGGUUAGAAAAGCAAGGAACAGGCGCCAGGAAUGGAAUAUGAUGGCAUAUGACAAAGAGCUUAGACCAGACAACAGGUUAUCUCAAAGUCUAUACCAUGGAGCAUCAUCGGAGGGAUCUUUGUCCCCUGAUACUAGAUCACAUGCCUCCGACAUUACCAGCUACUCAUAUCCAGCCACUCCAAAUCAUUCCAUCCAUCAGCAGCCAAUGAUGCCUUCAUAUGGAGCAGGAGAUGGCCUUGAGCAUGAAUACAGGCCACCAUCUACAACAAUGAGACAUGCUACUUUGAACAGACCUCAGCAACCACCUCCGCCCCCACCUCAAGCCUUAGAUGGAUCUCUUGGCACUGUAACAUUGGUACCAGCAGACUAUGGGAUGCUUGCAGCUCAGAUGGUGGAUUAUUACAAUCCUUCGGGACCCCCGCCGCCUCCCCCUCCACCCAUGAUUCCUUCUGCACAGACCGCUUUUGUUAGUCCUCUCCAAAUCCCUGUGCUACCUUCCCAUCCUGGACUAGUGACUGGAUCUAUGUAUUCUGCUCUUCAUCCUCCUUCUACUGGGCUUGUUGUUACAGCUCCCCCUCCUCCAGGCCCGCCUCCUCCCCCUCCAGGCCCUCCUGCUGCAGGAUCCUCUCUCUCCUCUCCGAUGCAUGCUCCUGCAGUGGCUGAGGCAAAACGACAUGAGCAUACACAGUCACCCAUCAAUGACGCUCGAAGUGAUCUUCUGGCCGCUAUUCGAAUGGGCAUCCAGCUGAAAAAAGUUCAAGAACAGCGGGAACAAGAAGCCAAGCGCGAGCCAGUUGGAAAUGAUGUGGCCACAAUUCUGUCUAGACGCAUUGCUGUGGAAUACAGUGAUUCGGAUGAUGAAUCAGAAUGUGAUGAGAACGACUGGUCAGACUAAGAUGAGAACAUAGCAUCAAAGCGUGCUGUGAAUUCCUUUAGGAAAUCAUUCAUUUUGUGUAUGAGCAGAAAUCUGUGUGGUGCAAUUAACCUAGAUUGAUGGUGAUCAGAAUGCUAUCAUUUAGCAAAUAUUGGAUCUGCUUAUGCAGAUCAAAAAAAUACUAUUUUCAUUAUCUGCUCCAGAAUAUGCCAGUGCCACUGAAUGUAGCAAACCGUAUUCAGACUCAAGAGAAAGCACUAUUUGGAAUUUCUUGACCAUGAACCCCUAUAAUUGCUUAUAAUAUUUGCAUAUUAUAAACAAUAUUUUCAGUUUAAUACAAUUAUUAGAGCUGGGAGCCUAAUUGUAAAAAAAUGGGAGAUUGCAUUUUACUUAUUUUGCAAUUUUGGCCCUUCUUUACUAAAGUGCACAAAAUGGGUAGCAGCUCAAAGUCUUUUUCUUAUUUUUUAAAUAUGUACUCUGUCCUACCUGUAUGUGGUAGGUAAAUUUUAGAUGAUUUUUUACAUCAUAGAUCUACUUUUAAAUAUUCAGGGUUGGAGUCCUACAAAUGAUGUAUGUGUGAAGGAACUGGACGACUUAUAGAAAUGCUGGAUUUUCUCCUUGUUUCCUUAGGUAUACACAAUUUUUCAUUAUCUUUCAAAAAUCUUAGGUUACAGGCAGUGGGCUCAUUACAAUGAAUAUUGCAACUAUGAUCAUUUUUUUCUUAGGAAUUGUUGAAUUGGAAAGACAAGAUAAAUGUUUGGAUCAUUCCUGUUGUUUUUUUUUUUAAUGACUACAAAAAUUAAAUUCCGGUCCUAGCAUCUAAAUACAUAAUCAAUAUUAAAGAAUGAUUAUCAGGUCACUUUGACAAUAUAGAUAUUUUUUUUAACCUCUGGUAUACAGUUUACAGAGCCGCAUAUACUAUUUGUUGAUAGACACAUAAUGCCUUUAGUCAGCUUAAGGGUACACUUGUGUCAUCCUUUUCUUGGGUGCCCUCUUCUUGUAAGCAAUCUUUUGUAAUUAGCAUGUUAUGUGCUGUUAAGUUCAGCUUCGACUGGUGGCAACUCUACGAAAGAGGCCCUGUUAUUGCUCAGGACUUGCAAGCUCAGGGUUGUGGCUUCCUUGGUGGAAUCCAUCUACCAAUAAUGUGGUCUUCCUCUUUUCCUUCUGCCUUCAACUUUACUUAGAAUGAUAUUUUCCAGGAAGUCUAUCAUCUCAUGAUAUGUCUAAGUACAAGGGUGAACUUGUUUCUUUGUCUUUUGGUGAAUCCGUGAUAUCUUGUAGAACUCUCUUCCAGCACAUUUCAAAUGGCUGCUGUCUGUCUGCUUUCUUCACUCUCCAGCUUUCACAAUCCAUUACCUAGAAAUCAUAAGUGCUACAUCAUGGAUCUUGAUUUUGGUUGAAUUUUAUAUCUGUACAGUUUAGUUCAUUCCAGAAUUCAGUUCAAUUACUCUAAAGUUAUUCAUAAGUUAUUGUUGUAUUGAAAUCUGUUUCAGCAUUGUUUGUGUUUUCAGGGUGUUGUUAAUGCCCGAUUAUGUUUAAUUGAAACAGAAGUUCGGAAAAAGUUGGUGCAGACCCUUUUUUGGGGGGUGGGGAGGGUGAGCACAAUGCCUCUCUCAGUGGAUCCACUUUUUUAUUCUUUCCUCUCAUUUUCCCUUCUUCGUCCUGUAGCCCAUAUUACCCACAGAACAGAUAGAAUUAUGAACAGAGGCAGCUACAUUCCAUUUUUGCUCACAACCUUCUUGCUUUGAAAGGACAGAUGAGUGGUCACUGAUACCAAUGUGUGGAAGUAACAAGGUCAUGGAACUUUCAGUUUCAUUUUAACCUCCUACUUGAGUAUAGGCCUUGAUGUAGGUGCCCCUGGUGGCAUAAUGGGUUAAACCCUUCAGACCAGCAAGACUGCUGACGGACAGGUCAGCGGUUCGAAUCCAGGGAGAGUGGGUUGAGUCCCUGUCAGCUCCAGCUCCCCAUGCAGGGACAUGAGGGAAACCUUCCACAAGGAUGGUAAAACAUCAAACAUCUGGGCGUCUCCUGGGCAAUGUCCUUGCAGUCGGCCAAUUCUCUCACACCAGAAGCAACUUGCAGUUUCUCAAGUUUUUUCUGACACGAAAAAAAUGGGACUUGAUAGUACUAAGUGAUUCUGUGACAUAAACCCAAUUCAUUGAAAGCUGCUGUUGCAUUCACAAUACAUUGGUAUAUAUAAGCAUAUGGAAGAUCAGUUCUAAAGUUGUCAUGUAAGGAAAAAUUAAAAAUUCACAAAUCUGAUAUGAUAAAUUAUUUUUGUUAUUGAAGAAGUAUUAGUCCCCCCCCCCCACAUUCUCUUUGAAUGUAGAUUUCUUUCACUCUUUCGCCCAAUCAAAUGAAAGGAUUUUAAACUUUUCUCUCUUUUUUGUGCAAAGAAGACUUUGAUUUAUCUUAAAUCUGGCCUCAACAACUAUGCAAUGGGUAUAGUUAAAUAUGGCUUUGAUCAAGAUAGGUGUCACAUUUUGUUCAAAGCCUACCCCAAGGUAUUUUACUCUUUCAAGUGAGCUUUUCUCUCUUUCUCCUUGUCCCCUUCCUCUGAACUGACUAAAAUACUAUCCCUAUAAAUCAUUUUGACAUAACAGUUCUAAAAUACCUGUCAUUAAAUAUAGAUUAAUACGUGAAAUGUAAUUUCCUUUUUCUGUACUAAAGGCAGUCGGGAAAAGCGAGCCAGAACAUCUCUUUAUAUUUCUUAUUUUAAGAUCUGAAUAGAAUGAUGUUGAUUAAGAAUUAUAUGUCUUAUGGCAGUUAGCUGGUAACAGGAAGGCCCAAAAAUGUUUUUUUAAUAACAUGAUUUCAAUAACAGUCUUUAAUCUUGGCAUAAAUGAAAUAAGAACAUAUUACAUUUGAGAGAUUAUGUGUGUGUUUUUCUCAUUACUAAUGAAAUUUGGAAAACUACUGCACACCCCUUUUUUUAGCUCCCAUGCCAA